Messenger RNA from Xenopus laevis (African clawed frog), 1693 nucleotides. It is a transcript of the gene slc35b2.S, whose product is annotated as solute carrier family 35 member B2 S homolog. Gene Ontology annotation, cellular component: Golgi membrane; membrane; endoplasmic reticulum membrane. The record is from RefSeq and is marked provisional. Lineage: Eukaryota; Metazoa; Chordata; Amphibia; Anura; Pipidae. Gene Ontology annotation, biological process: 3'-phospho-5'-adenylyl sulfate transmembrane transport; 3'-phosphoadenosine 5'-phosphosulfate transport; transmembrane transport. Gene Ontology annotation, molecular function: 3'-phosphoadenosine 5'-phosphosulfate transmembrane transporter activity; transmembrane transporter activity.
GAAGUUUCCCCGCAGCGGUACCUCCAGCGCUUACAAUGGGGUGUCCCGACCGGACCGGCUGCAGGUACCUGCUGCUUCUCUCUCUGGUCUCUGUCUCGGGAGUAUGUGCUGAUGAGCCUCCCCCUGAACUGCCCCCUCAAGACUCUUGGGGAGAUCUGUGGCUGGUGCGUUUUUUCAUGAAUAUUGCAGGUUAUGGGACCAUCCUCCUGCCAGGAUACCUUCUCAUUCGCUACUUCAAACACAAAAACUACCUAGAGACUGGUAGAGGCCUCUGUUACCCUGUGGUGAAGUCUUGUGUUUUUGGCCAUGAGUCCAAGUCUUUGUCCCCUGAAGAAACGGCUGCAGCCCCCAGGGUUGAGGGUGACCCUUCCAAUACUCAACAGGCCCUCAAGCUUCUCUUCUGCACAGCUGGACUCCAGGUCUCCUAUCUGACAUGGGGAGUUCUACAGGAACGUGUAAUGACCCGCACAUACGGCUCAGAGGAAGGAGGCCCUGGGGAACGUUUCCGUGACUCACAGUUUCUCGUCUUCAUGAACCGCAUCCUGGCUCUGACGGUGGCCGGCCUAUACUGCAGCGUGACCAAGCAGCCGCGCCAUGGUGCCCCCAUGUACAAAUAUUCCUUUGCCUCCCUCUCUAAUAUCCUGAGCAGCUGGUGCCAGUAUGAAGCCCUCAAGUUCAUCAGCUUCCCCACCCAGGUACUUGCCAAGGCAUCCAAGGUCAUCCCAGUCAUGCUAAUGGGCAAACUGGUGUCGCAUAAGAGCUACGAGUACUGGGAGUACCUGACUGCUGUGCUUAUCUCUGUUGGGGUCAGCAUGUUUCUGUUGUCUAACGGAGAGGGCAACCGCCCUUCGGGGGUCACCACCUUCUCCGGGCUGGUCAUUCUGGCUGGCUAUAUUGUGUUUGACAGCUUCACUUCCAACUGGCAGGACUCGCUCUUCAAGUACAAAAUGUCCUCUGUGCAGAUGAUGUUUGGGGUUAACAUGUUCUCCUGCCUGUUCACGGUGGGCUCUCUCCUGGAGCAGGGGGCCAUGCUGGAGGCCAUUCACUUCAUGACAAGACACCCCGAUUUUGCCUUUCAUGCUUGUCUCCUCUCCGUCUGCUCAGCUUUUGGGCAGCUCUUUAUCUUUUACACCAUCAACAAGUUCGGAGCUGCCGUCUUCACCAUUAUCAUGACUUUGCGCCAGGCACUAGCUAUCUUGCUGUCCUGUCUGCUCUAUGGGCAUCCUGUUACCGCAGUGGGAGGAGUCGGGGUGGCUACUGUCUUCCUUGCCCUUUUUCUCCGGGUCUAUGCCAGGGGGAGGAUGAGGAAGAAGGGCAGAAAGGCUGCGGAUAUCCCAGUGGUGCAGAAGGUGUGACACCCAUGAUACUAAAUGCAUCUCCCGCCGUGUUUGAUGGGACUUUAAUCGGAACCACAAAACGCUUGCCCCUUUAUCGACUUCUCUGCCAUUGUGUAUAUCAUUUUAAUACAUUUCUAUAUAUGGAUUUACUGGCAUUUUAGCUCUUUAGCCACAAGGGGCCUGACCCCCGGGUUGAAACCUGAAAGACCAAUCAACUCCCUGCAGCCUUAAAUGGAUAAUCAAUAUUAUAAACUGGUAUAAGGGUAGUUUGUGGAGCUGUAGGAUUCAAAUUCGUCCCCCUCUAUUUUUUCUAAUUCCAGAGCAGAAUGUUUUUCUCUAUUAAAGGGUACAUUUUC